AUGGCGGCGGGGAAGCCCGCGUACGGGGGCGGGGAAGGGGGCGGGGGCGGGGGCGAGCGCGAACGCGAGCGCGCGGCGGGCAGGGAACGCGGCCGGACUCCCCGGCGCCCGGAGACGCCAGGGCGCGCGCGCGGGCAGGGGACCGCUUCCGGCCUCGGGCCGCCGCCGCCGUCGGUCACGUGCGGCGGGUGGGCGGGGCGAGGGCGAGUGGGCGGGGCGCGCGUGCGGGCAGGGGGCCGCUUCCGGCCUCAAGGCCGCGGCUGUCGGAGCGCGCGCCGUUGCCCGCCGAAACCCGGCGGCGGCGUCGCGGGCCUUGCGGUGCCUCUGUCCUCCCCGCGCGGCGGCAGGUGUGAGCGGGAGGUCCCCGCGUGCGGCCCGGAGCCCCGAGGCGCAGAGACGCCGCCGCCAGGGUUCUUCCGCGGGCGCCGCGCCCUUUGUGUCCCUCGCUCGAGGACCGGGCGGCGCCCUCUGGCGGCGGCGGCGGCGGCGGCGCGGCGCGGGCCGGGGCUCGGGUUCCGGGGCUCCCUGACCCCCGGGGCGCGGGGGGGGGCCUGCAGGAGCCGGUGGGGGCGCCCUCGAGCGCACGGAGGUCGAGGCCUGGAGGACGCAGGACGCAGGAAGCUCGGGUCCAGCUGCUGCCUCCGGGCCCCGCCCCGCCGCUCGUCGCUGAGCCUGGAGCAGCGCGGUCCGCCGCCGCGGCGUGGAUCCUGCAGAGUGCGGACGAGGACGGAGCAGCCACGAGCGGGGGGGAUGGAGGGGCGGGGCCGUAGAACGCUUAGACGUGGCGUGGACUCCCUCCUGGGCAGGCCGCCGGCCUCCUGCCUCCUUCCCCUCCUACCCCCCGGGCCCGGAGCGCUUAGGCGGGAGAGGGCAGCAGUCAGCGCCCAGCGCCCAGGCCCUCCGCCUUGGCCCCGCAGGCCCCUCGUGCCCCCGCCCCGGCACCCCGGCACCCCAGCCCUUCCCCUCGGGUCACCCUCCUGCCGCUGA
This is a messenger RNA of Canis lupus familiaris (dog), 987 nucleotides long. RefSeq names its product basic salivary proline-rich protein 2-like. The transcript has 2 exons. The record is from RefSeq and is a predicted model, not a curated record. The coding region runs from base 1 to 987 and encodes 328 amino acids. Lineage: Eukaryota; Metazoa; Chordata; Mammalia; Carnivora; Canidae.